CAUCUGGAAAAAAUUGCGUGUGUCCUUCGUACAUUCAUGGAUGCCUUCUAUAUAAUUCACAUCAUCUUUCAAUUCCGAACUGGGUUCAUUCCCGUUCCUUCUAGAGUCUUUGGUAGGGGUGACUUGAUUGUUGAUCCUUGGGCUAUUGCAAAGAGGUACUUGUUCACAUACUUCAUCAUCGACGUCCUGUCAAUUCUUCCGCUUCCACAGCUUGUAAUUUUGCUUGUCAACCGUUCAUUGAACGGCCAGCCGGAUACAUUUGUAAUGAAGGAAUUGUUGACAUACAUUAUCAUCUGUCAAUAUGUACCAAGAAUUCUUCGAAUUGUUCCCCUUUAUAUAGAAGUUACACGAACUUCAGGCUUUCUCACUGAAACUGCUUGGGCUGGAGCUGCUCUGAAUCUAUUCCUCUACAUGCUAGCCAGCCAUGUUCUUGGGGCCAUCUGGUACAUGAUUUCAGUAGAAAGACAAGAGCGGUGUUGGGGUGAUGUUGCUAGGGGACAUGGUUAUAACCGUAGUCUUUUGUACUGUACAUGUAAUAAUUCGGACCACCCUAGACUAGCCGAAUCAUUUCGUGCUUUGCAGAAAGUCCUGAUCCUGAAUACUUCCUGCUCUUUGAUCAAUCCUGAUGAAAUUACAAAUUCAACAGACUUCAAUUUUGGAAUAUUCUUUGAUGCACUCCAGUCAGAGAUUGUGGGAACUAGGAGUUUCCGUAAAAAAUUCUUUUACUGCUUCUGGUGGGGUCUGCGGAAUCUCAGCUCUGUAGGGUCGAAUCUGAAAACAAGCACUUUUGUUUGGGAGAUUGUCUUUGCUGUUGUCAUUUCCAUUGCUGGACUGGUUUUGUUUGCAUUACUUAUUGGCAACAUGCAGAAAUAUCUGCAGUCAACAGGAGUAAGGGUUGAAGAAAUGAGAGUCAAAAGAACAGAUGCAGAGCAAUGGAUGAAACAUAGAAUGCUACCGGAGAACCUAAGGGAAAGAAUCCGGCGGUAUCAACAGUAUAAAUGGCAACAAACCAGAGGGGUUGAAGAAGAGAGUCUAAUUAAUUGCCUUCCAAGAGAUCUCAGGCGAGACAUAAAGCAUCAUCUUUGCUUGGAUUUGCUCAUGAGAGUACCCUUGUUUGAGAAAAUGGAUGAGCAGCUGUUAGAUGCAAUGUGUGAUCGUCUCAAACCGGUACUUUACACUGAAAAAAGCUACAUUGAAAGGGAGGGGGAUCCGGUAGAGGAGAUGCUGUUUAUAAUACGAGGAAAUUUGGUCAGCACCACCACCAACGGCGGAAUAACUGGCUUCUUCAAUGCUGUUAAUCUGAAAGCCGGUGACUUUUGCGGAGAAGCACUUCUUACUUGGGCCUUGGAUCCUCAGUCCUCCUCUUAUUUAAUUACCCAUCUCCACCAGAACCGUACAGGCUUUGUCCGAAGUGGAGGCCUUUGCUCUGUUAGCUGACGACCUCAAGUUCGUCGCCUCUCAGUACCGGCGUCUCCAUAGCAAACAGCUCCAGCACAUUUUCAGAUUCUACUCCGUGCAGUGGAAGACAUGGGCGGCCAGCUUCAUACAGGCAGCCUGGCGGCGGUACUGCAGGAGGAAGUUUCUUAAA
Molecule: messenger RNA, 1588 nt
Organism: Rubroshorea leprosula
Lineage: Eukaryota; Viridiplantae; Streptophyta; Magnoliopsida; Malvales; Dipterocarpaceae
Source: the annotation of a GenBank genome assembly